AUCGUACCUUAGAGUGUUACCGAUUUAUUUAUAUUUAUUCCAAUUUACCGAGAUUUUUCCUUUGAAUAUCUUAAUCCUUUAAAUGUAAUUAAAUCCAGACGGUGUCCAGUGUACCUCCCGAUUGUAGCCAAUCACCGUCUCCGCGACCUCCCACAUCCCUCCCUCUUAACGAUGCCAGGGCCUCGGUCCGAAACUUCCCACCUUCAUACCCAACAUCUCGGCGACACUCAUUCAUACUGUCCGCUCCGGGUUCAUACGAACUGAAUGUGUAGCUGCUAGUAACAAUGGGCUGGGACAGAAUAGCGCUGUUCUUUCUACAACUUUCCUGGACGCUUCAUCAUGUUACAGCCAUUGAAAGACAGGACAUGUAUCCAUAUGGGCAGUUCUACGGCGAUGUUAUUCUGCAAGAAGGAGACGAUGAGACCUCCAAUGUGAUAUUCCUGACCAAACCCUUGUAUUUCUAUGAGGCGUCCUUUGACAAUUUAUAUGUGGCCACCAAUGGAAUCAUCUCAACCUCGGAUCUUCCCAUGGAGAAGCAGUAUGUAGAUGACGGGAUCCCCACAGACUUCCCUGUCAUCGCCCCCUUCCUGGCUGACAUUGACACCAGCAAGGGAAAAGGAUCAAUCUACUACAGGCAGACGGAGUCCACUACCGUGCUGGAGCGGGUGAAAGCGGAUGUAAGAAAAGGCUUUCAAGGCGCAGUCUUUACCCCUAACCAUGCCUUCAUCGCCACCUGGGAGAAUGUGUCCGCUUACGAGGAAGUUUCCCGCAGCUCCAGCCCAUCCAAUCGGAGAAACACAUUCCAAGCGGUUAUUGCAUACAAUGAGAAGGAUACAUACGCUCUCUUCCUUUACCCUGAGGAUGGAUUGCAGUUUUUUGGGACUCGACCCAAAGAAUCAUACAAUGUUGAAAUUGAGCUUCCAGCUCGUGUGGGCUUCUGCAGAGGAGAGACGUCCUAUUUCAUCUUCUCACGGCAGGAGGGUCCGUACUACAGCGUCACCAGCAAUGAGCAGUCCAUCAAGAACCUUUAUCAGAAGGGAAAUACAGGGACGCCAGGAGUUUGGCUUUUUCACAUUGGAAACAGCCAAUCUUUCCAAAACAUUGUUCUUCCGCAAGAUGAGGGCUUAGGUCACAUCUUAACCACAGUUUCCCCAUUUAUGACUGUCCUGUCGCCUGAUGAAGAGUACACAGAUGAAGACGAAUAUCAAAUAGAACCAGACUUCCAGGACUCCACCACGACAGAGUUUAUCGAACCAGAGCAGGACUCGUCUGUUUUGGAGGGUCACAACCAGCAGACGUUCCUCAAUAAUUUGCCCCUUCAGCCUUCGGUUUCUGGUCCAGGAGAUGUUCCUAAGCCGGAACCCCGUCAUUAUCCCUCGGACGUGAUCCAGCCACAGCGGCCGCUCCCGAAGCACGCCAUCCUGCAGGUGUACCCGAACCGCUUGAAGGACAUCCCACCACACACCUCAGGUGGUCAAGUGUUCAGCGUUGACGAGAAAGUCGACUUUGACUCUGGAGUGAUUCAGUACUCCACCAAUAAUAAGGAAACCUGCGAACGCUUCCAAACUCAUUGCAGUCAGAAUGCCGACUGUACGGAUUAUUCCGCCGGCUUCUGCUGUCACUGCAACUCAGGAUUUUACGGCAAUGGCCGACACUGCCUGCCAAACGGUGCACCUCAUCGAGUGAAUGGAAAGGUAAGGGGGAGCCUGUCGGUGGGCGGUACUCCAAUGCAGCUGGACAGCAUCGACCUGCACGCCUACAUCGUGGUGGGCGACGGACGGGCGUAUACCGCUAUCAGUGAGGUCCCGGAGCCGGUAGGCUGGGCCCUCAUGCCCGUGGCCCCCAUCGGAGGUCUGUUCGGUUGGCUCUUUGCCCUGGAGCUGCCUAACAGCCGUAAUGGCUUCAGUAUCACCGGUGCUGAAUUCACUAGGAGAGCUGACGUGACUUUCUAUCCCGGUAACCAGCGUCUCAGCAUCGUCCAGACGGCCACGGGUUUGGACAACCAGAACUACCUCAGUGUGGACACUCAUUUAGAUGGCAGCAUACCCUUCAUCCCUCCUGGUUCCACCGUGCAGAUGGAGCCAUUUAAAGACACUUACCAGUAUUAUCCUUCAUUGAUAACCUCAUCAUCGGUGCGUGGGUUCACAGUUGUUUCUGCUGAGAAUGGAGCAGAGACCUUUUCUCUCCAGGUCAAACAGAACAUCACGUACAGAGACUGCAGUCACGGACCCCGCAGCCGUCUCCAGACACAAGAGUUGAGAAUAGAACGCAUAUUUGUUAUGUUCGUCAAAGAGGAGCGGAUCCUUCGAUAUGCCAUCACCAACAAGAUCGGCCCCGUUGGAGAUGGAGACCCAGAGCCAGAAAACCUAAACCCCUGUUACACCGGAAACCAUGACUGUGACACAACAGCGCAGUGUGUGCCGGGCGAGGGACAGCUGUUCACGUGCCAGUGCGCCACGGGUUACAUAGGAGACGGUCGCAACUGUUACGAUGUUGAUGAGUGUGCAGAAGGCCUGAAUUCAUGUGGCGCUCACUCUCAAUGCGUUAACCUGCCCGGAAGCCAUCGGUGUCAGUGUGAAAGCGGAUUUAAAUUCGACGGACGAACAUGUCACGAUGUGGAUGAAUGUCGUGACCAGCCGUGCCACGCCCAGGCCUUGUGCUCCAACGCUCCGGGAUCUUUCUAUUGCCAGUGCCAACCCGGAUUUCACGGAGAUGGUUUCCAGUGCUUUCCUGAGAACGAUGGUCGUCCCAAGACGCAGUGUGAGCACAACAGAGACAGUGUUAAAAGCGGAAGCGGUGAUGUUCCUUUGAUAGGAGCGUUCAUUCCUCAGUGUGAUGAGGAGGGUCAGUACAGACCACUGCAGUGUCAAGGCUCCACAGGUCACUGCUGGUGUGUGGACAGUUUGGGCCGGGAAAGAGCGGGAACACGCACGCCAUCCGGAAGCCCCCCGAGAAACUGUGAUGAAACGGUUCCUGACCGUCCCAAAACCCGGUGUGAGCAUCACAGAGACAGUGCUCAGGGUGGAACAGAUGGUUUGCCUUUGAUAGGAGCGUUUAUUCCUGAGUGUGAUGACGAGGGUCAGUACAGAACACAGCAGUGUCACGGGUCCACAGGUCACUGCUGGUGUGUGGACGGUACGGGACAGGAGAGACCGGGCACCCGCAGUCCACCAGGAAGCCCAGAGACAAACUGUGAUGAGCCGGUUCGUCCCCAAACCCGGUGUGAGCAUCACAGAGACAGUGCUCAGGGUGGAACAGAUGGUUUGCCUUUGAUAGGAGCGUUUAUUCCUGAGUGUGAUGACGAGGGUCAGUACAGAACACAGCAGUGUCACAGGUCCACAGGUCACUGCUGGUGUGUGGACGGUACGGGACAGGAGAGACCGGGCACCCGCAGUCCACCUGGAAGCACACAGACAAACUGUGAUGAGCCGGUCCCUGACCGUCCCAAAACCCGGUGUGAGCAUCAUAGAGACAGUGCUCAGGGGGGAACAGAUGGUUUUCCUUUGAUAGGAGCGUUUAUUCCUGAGUGUGAUGACGAGGGUCAGUACAGAACACAGCAGUGUCACGGGUCCACAGGUCACUGCUGGUGUGUGGACGGUACGGGACAGGAGAGACCGGGCACCCGCAGUCCACCAGGAAGCCCAGAGACAAACUGUGAUGAGCCGGUUCGUCCCCAAACCCGGUGUGAGCAUCACAGAGACAGUGCUCAGGGUGGAACAGAUGGUUUGCCUUUGAUAGGAGCGUUUAUUCCUGAGUGUGAUGACGAGGGUCAGUACAGAACACAGCAGUGUCACAGGUCCACAGGUCACUGCUGGUGUGUGGACGGUACGGGACAGGAGAGACCGGGCACCCGCAGUCCACCUGGAAGCACACAGACAAACUGUGAUGAGCCGGUCCCUGACCGUCCCAAAACCCGGUGUGAGCAUCACAGAGACAGUGCUCAGGGGGGAACAGAUGGUUUUCCUUUGAUAGGAGCGUUUAUUCCUGAGUGUGAUGACGAGGGUCAGUACAGAACACAGCAGUGUCACGGGUCCACAGGUCACUGCUGGUGUGUGGACGGUACGGGACAGGAGAGACCGGGCACCCGCAGUCCACCAGGAAGCCCAGAGACAAACUGUGAUGAGCCGGUUCGUCCCCAAACCCGGUGUGAGCAUCACAGAGACAGUGCUCAGGGUGGAACAGAUGGUUUGCCUUUGAUAGGAGCGUUUAUUCCUGAGUGUGAUGACGAGGGUCAGUACAGAACACAGCAGUGUCACAGGUCCACAGGUCACUGCUGGUGUGUGGACGGUACGGGACAGGAGAGACCGGGCACCCGCAGUCCACCAGGAAGCCCAGAGACAAACUGUGAUGAGCCGGUUCGUCCCCAAACCCGGUGUGAGCAUCACAGAGACAGUGCUCAGGGGGGAACAGAUGGUUUUCCUUUGAUAGGAGCGUUUAUUCCUGAGUGUGAUGACGAGGGUCAGUACAGAACACAGCAGUGUCACAGGUCCACAGGUCACUGCUGGUGUGUGGACGGUACGGGACAGGAGAGACCGGGCACCCGCAGUCCACCUGGAAGCCCACAGACAAACUGUGAUGAGCCGGUUCGUCCCAAAACCCAUUGUGAGCAUCACAGAGACAGUGUUAAAAGCGGAAGCGGUGAUGUUCCUCCGAUAGGAGCGUUCAUUCCUCAGUGUGAUGAGGAGGGUCAGUACAGAUCACGGCAGUGUCACGGCUCCACAGGUCACUGCUGGUGUGUGGACAGUAGGGGACAGGAGAGAUGGGGCACCCGCACGCCACCCGGAAGCCCAUCAAGAAACUGUGAUGAGCAGGUAUCCGUACUACCAACACAGCGUCCAGAGUCAGUCUGUGAGCGCUGGAAAGCCAGUCUUGUGCAGCAUUAUGGAGGUCAGCCUGAAUCUCAUCACUAUCUGCCGCAAUGUGACUCCGCUGGUGAAUUUAUCCCAGUGCAGUGCUACGGAGACAGCAGCUACUGCUGGUGUGUGGACCGAGACGGUCGCGAGGUACCUGGAACCCGCUCAAACGAUGCCGUGAAACCUGCCUGUAUACCUACUGUGGCCCCUCCCACUAUGCAGCCUCUGCCACGCCCAGACGUGACCCCGCCCCCAACAGGCACAUCUCUGCUGUAUGCUCAGGGGCAGCAGAUAGGAGUUUUGCCUCUCAAUGGCACACAGAUGGACAAGCAGAGAUCUUCAGUAUUACUUGCUCUACACGGAUCUAUAGUGGUGGGCAUUGACUACGACUGCAGAGAAAGGAAAGUGUAUUGGACAGAUCUGGCAGGGAGGACCAUCAAUAGGGCCGGUCUGGAGUCAGGAUCAGAACCUGAGAUUAUCAUCAAUACAGGUCUGAUGAGUCCAGAAGGUCUUGCUGUAGAUGUUGCACGUAGGAAACUCUUUUGGGUGGACAGCUCACCGGAUAAGAUCGAAACAGGAAAUCUGGACGGAAGUGACAGACGGAUUCUAUUUGACACAGACCUCGUCAACCCCAGAGCCAUCAUCGUGGACUCCUCUACAGGAACCCUCUACUGGACUGACUGGAAUAGAGAAGCUCCUAAAAUCGAAAGCUCCUCCGUGGACGGCCAAAACCGACGGGUUCUGGUGCGGGACGGCAUUGGACUGCCCAACGCUCUGACCUACGACUCCACCACACGGCAGGUCUGCUGGGGGAUGCAGGUACGCUUCUAAAGACUCCUUACUCUAUUAUAACGCUUUUUCCAAGAAGUCAAUAUAACAUCUUUGUGAUGGACAGGAACCAAGCGAAUAGAAUGUAUAUCACCAAACGGGACGGGCAGACGUGUGAUACAAAGUAACCUAAACUACCCCUUCAGCAUGGUGUCCUACGCCAAUCACUACUAUUUCACAGACUGGAGGAGGGAUGGAGUUAUCAGCCUCGGUCGAGAUAGUCAGCUUACAGAUGAGUUCUUACCUGAUCAGAGAUCUCAUCUGUAUGGAAUUACAGUUGCUCCCUCACACUGUUAAUAAGGGAGACGCUAAUGACAGAGCAAACAUAACAUGGUGCUAUUUCAGGCAAAUCUUGAAGUGCUCGCGCUGUUGGAAUUUCAGUCGUGGGUGGAGCGAGGAGAGAGCCAAUCACAACGGUCGCAAAUGCCAAAGUGCAAAUUUACAAACAUGAAAUUACGAAUAUUUUCUCAGAAUAGUUUUGUAAAUUUGUUUUAUACCUCAUUUCUUUCUACUGUACUUUUGUAUGUGACUUUUUGUUAAAAAAAAUAAAAGAUAAACCCAAAAACAUAAUGAACCCAAGAGUUUAGGUGUGUAAUUUGUAUGUGUAUAAAUACAUCACAAUGUCACUUAAAAUUGCAUUGAACCUACAUGGUCUUUUACUAGUUUAAUUUUUAAUCCUUUUUAUAUUUUGUAAGAUGUGAUAUUUAUAACAAUAAAAUGUGAUUGAAACAUA
Molecule: messenger RNA, 6414 nt
Organism: Triplophysa dalaica
Lineage: Eukaryota; Metazoa; Chordata; Actinopteri; Cypriniformes; Nemacheilidae
Gene: nid2a
Product: nidogen 2a (osteonidogen)
Exons: 27
Coding region: 285-5684 (1799 amino acids)
Biological process (GO): cell-matrix adhesion
Cellular component (GO): basement membrane
Molecular function (GO): calcium ion binding
Source: RefSeq, a predicted model, not a curated record